AUGACCAUGGGGGCUCCGUCCGACAAGAAGUGCUCGCAGAGGAACAGGAUCAAGUACACACCGGAACAGUUGGAACGUCUGGAGAGGGAGUUCGGUAUUUCCCACUACCCUGAUACCGCCACCAUGGAGGACUUGGCCCUGGGAUUAGACGUCAGCCUCGACCGGGUGUCAAUUUGGUUCCAAAACAGACGUUCCAAGUUCAAGCGUCAGUCUAAGGAAAGUCACGUGACGUGGAUGAGGAAACAAAUUUUUAACCAGGACACAGCUCCCGCUCCCAGUAACAUCGUCCAACCAAAGUUCGUGUCCAGGCGUCACGUUCUAUCGGCACCUACGUACCCCAUCACUAGUAGACGCGACCUGUCGUGGCACAGACGACCAUCUUCCAAUCUCCAUUAUCUACCGCCGACACAUGUCAUGUACGAUCAGCUGGCUGAUGUCCCCCAUCAGCUGCCAUCAUCGAGUGGAAAUGGCUACCCAGCACCACCAGAAACAGCUUUCUAUCCAUACUCUCAGUGCCCCGCAGAAAACUCGCCUCCCCAAUCACCACCCUUGUCGCCGCUGAUGACGUCACCACCCUUGUCGUCGCCGAUGACGUCGUCACUGCAAUCACAGUCGCUGACUCUGUCGCAACUGAUGAGUGAAGGUCAUCAGAUGGUUUCCGCCACCAGCUCUUACCAGAUAUGUGCCGAUCAAGCCCCGCCCAGCUGUGUGUUCGCCGACCAUUAUAACCCCAUGCCUUUCUACCCGGCUUGCUCAACUCCUUUCUCGUCCCGCCAACAGCUGUCCGGAGUGUGA
Messenger RNA from Ylistrum balloti, 795 nucleotides. RefSeq names its product paired box protein Pax-6-like. The transcript has 4 exons. The coding region runs from base 1 to 795 and encodes 264 amino acids. NCBI's taxonomy places the organism in Eukaryota, Metazoa, Mollusca, Bivalvia, Pectinida, Pectinidae. The record is from RefSeq and is a predicted model, not a curated record. Gene Ontology annotation, biological process: regulation of transcription by RNA polymerase II. Gene Ontology annotation, molecular function: DNA-binding transcription factor activity, RNA polymerase II-specific; RNA polymerase II transcription regulatory region sequence-specific DNA binding.